AGUUCAGAAACCGAGAUCAAAUCGUUUAAGUUUGGAGUUUCGUUUCUCGCACCGAGUAGUGAAUUACUGGAAUUCUCCACCGGAACACGUAAUAUCAACACAUUCUGUUAAUAUAUUCAAAACGAGAUUGAACCUCCACAGUAUUACAAACCGCAAGGAUUAAUAUAGGUCGAUAGACCUCUUAUCCUUAUUACUGAAGAUUGAAGACAAAACUGCCCGCCGUUUCGUUUCUACGCACCUAAACGGCGGUCAUUCUGUACUUCAAUUGCGUGUACACGUUGGCACUGUUGUUAUUUCGUAAGUUGGUCUGUGAUCCUAACUGCUGUAGUAAACGUCAACGAAAUGUCAAGUCACCGUGCUUCGUAUUCAAGUGACAUUUCAGUCGACUUAAGCGAUGCUUUUCAACGUAUUAUACUGAACAAGCGUUUCGCAACCUGGGAUGACUUUGACAGCGCUCUAAAACAGUUCCAAAAAACUACCCAUACUCAUUAUGUCCACACAGAGAGCAGAUUGCUCAGGGAUGUCAGGUUCAAAUACCUUUUUGUGACAUUUCACUGUACAUUCGGUCAUAAGCGUAAAUCACAAUGUCUGACAAUGAAUCAAAAACCGUCUAAGUUUCUUAACUGUCAAUCGAGGUUCCGCGUAAGAUUGGAAGCGGAAGGAUAUGUUAUAAAAUCAUACAACAUGUUGCACAAUCACCCUUGUAGUAGUUCGUGGAUGGUUUUUGACCCAUGGGCCAGAAGGUUAUCGUUCGAAGAAAAAGAAAAUUUGAAGCCGGUCAUAUUGCAGUCUCAAUCAACAGAUGUAGUAAUAGAAAUUAUCAAACAUAGGACUGGUAAGCAGGUCACUGCUGCCGAUGUGAAGAGUAUGAAAGCUAAACUCUCCACAGGUCGUAUGACGAGAAAGCGAACUAAAAAAGAUGUGUUUCGUUUAGGUGGAAUAUGAAAAUGUUGACUGGUUGUUCAUGGUGGACUGUGGAAAGCAUUACGAGGUGGAUAUAAGCGCUUGUGAGUGCAUCUAGAAUAUUUCUUAUGUGCCAAUAUCCUUGUCGCCAUACACUACUGGCUUAUGUUAAAUUACGAACUAUUACAGAUAUGCUUAAUCAAAUACGAAAUAUAAAUUAUUAGACAUUGCAGUAGAUGAAAGUUAGAUAAUACUCAGAACUUACGAAAUGACACAACACUUUCAUUACCGAGACGGAGUGGUGAGUAUAUAAGCAUUCUACGAUGCCAAAGACUUUACAGACAACACAAUUGAGAAAUAUGGUGAACGCUUCGCGAUGGAAGUUGAGGAAAACUUCAACAAUUAAUUUUUAGGAAUUAUCAAUAACAACUUGUAAACUCGUUUUUCUGAUUCAGUAUUAAUGAUUAUUUAAUAAACUUGUGCAUAAUUUUUAUUUCCCUCUUCCUACUUUCAUGGGGAGGUAGUGUUAACGAGUAACUGUCUUUGAGAAUUAAGAACUUGUACUACUGCAUCAGUUCUGAAGUUUCGUUAGAACGUAGCGUUAUGUCAUUGUUAAUUUUGAUGAGACGAUGAGUCGCUUUACACAGUGAGUGAUGCGACUUCUACGUAGAAGCUUACGGAUUAGGUAACCGCAUGGCAUAUUUCCCGUCGUCGGAUUAGGUCUAUUAUCAAAUUAGUAUUAGUACCGGACUAGACAAUAAUCUCAUGCAGUUGGUUCCCUGAUAAGAUGGGUUACGUAAUAAUUGGAAAACAAUCGUGUUAUAUUCCUCUCCCAUUACCGAGUUUUGAACCACCCUUUCACUCACAUUUCUCACUUGGUCCUCUUAAAUUAUGUGAACUCUUCGAAUUCUUUUCAAUUAUCAUAUCAGUUUUUAAUUUCAUGAAUCCUUCAUUACCUCUAAAAUUAUCACACAAUUGAUCUUAUGUGUCUGAACUCCAUUCGACUAUUACACCAGUCGUCCUUGAUGUUUUCUUAAUCCUAACACCAAAUAACCUUUAACCUGCUCUUGCAUAUAUAUAUGUUGUUAUUAAUAACCGAAGUCAUUCCAAUUCUUUACAUUCUCUUAUGUCAAUUGCUUCGUACUAUUUCUUACUUACGCCUGUUGCUCCUCGUGAAGGAACAUAGGCCGCCCACAAGCAUUCGCCAUUCAACCCUGUCCUGGGCAAUCCUUUUCCAGCUCCUUCCACUUGUUAUUCAUCCUUUCCAUAUCUGCUUUUAUUUCCCGACGUAGUGUGUUCUUUGGCCUUCCUCUUUUCCGCCUUCAGGAUUCCAAGUUGGGGCUUGUCUCCUGAUGCAGUUCGACGAUUUGCGUAGUGUAUGUCCUAUCCAUUUCCAUCGUCUUUUCCUAAUUUCCUCUUCAGCUGGAAGCUGGUUUGUUCUCUCCCACAGUAGGCUGUUGCUGAUGGUAUCCGGCCAAUGGAUGUUGAGUAUCUUGUGUAGACAGCUAUUUAUAAAUACGUGCACCUUGA
Messenger RNA from Schistosoma guineensis, 2433 nucleotides. The record is from the annotation of a GenBank genome assembly. Lineage: Eukaryota; Metazoa; Platyhelminthes; Trematoda; Strigeidida; Schistosomatidae.